AUGUCUGGCUUCGAAGUGGUCGGACUGAUAUUAGGGCUGUAUCCGGUCAUCGUCGAUGCCGUCGACUACUGCAGAAGAGUGAGAUCGGGAGAAAUCAUUCACGAUCUGCUGGAGGAGGUUCGCGCCGAGAAAGUCAUCUUCUGUAACUGGAUUCAACAUCUCUGCGUCUCCCAGCUUUCAGGGACUGAUCUACAGGGGAUCUUGGACAAGAAUUCAGAGAUAUUCGGUUUAUGGGAGAAUGACGGGUUUCUGACGAGCCUGAUGGCUUCGCGCGACACUGAAGCCACCAAGUCGAUUGCCGCAACUCUGAUCGACAUCCAUGCCGAGUUGCAACACAUUCACCAAUACUUGGAGAGGAUAAACCCAGUUCCUGUCGACAUGAGGGCCGUCGUCAAGGCUAAGAUCACCGCGCUCAGGUCGAGUUUAGACAGCUCAGGGCUCAAGAGGCGCGUGAGGAGGAUUCAUCAUCUCAACGAGAGGUUACGUCGGGUUAUCGAUUCCGCUCCAGAGCGCAAAUACCCGCAAGGCCAUUUGCCCGUGCCUACCCUGACGACUGCCUCAUGCGCGACCUUUGCCACAGGCGUCUUCCGAGCAGUCGAAAGUCAUUUUCGAUGCUGUUGCCAACGUGCCCACGCCACGAGGUUGCAAAUUCCCAUGAUCAAGCAUCUAGAACAUCAAAAUACUCUGGCUCGGAGGCCGCCAUUGCAACUUUUGUUUUCCGUCAACGACGACACCUCCUCAGUCAAGUACGACAGCGCUCAGUCACUUUCAGUUAGCAUGAGCAACUUAUCUUUUUCAGGCGAGACAUCAGUCUCUUCAUUAAAAUCGCAAAACACCGACAACGAGCAUUCUCAGGGAGAUUAUCCGCUGUCAUCCGUGCAGAGCAACCACUCUCUCACCAGCUCUGUUACGCUGGUGUUCAGUCCGAAAUGCUAUUCGGUGUCGGUGACAGAAUGUGAAGUAGGGAGCGGUGAUGAGAUAGUGGACAUAUGUUCGUCCAUUCGCUCGCUUGAGCAAGAAUCAGAUAUUCUUCUCAAAAGGCAGAGCCUCGGGUACUUGCGAGCGACUGACGACGUUGGCUAUGAGCUUCAGUCUCCAAAGCCCAUAGUCGAGGGAGACUCACGGUGCAUUCUAUCGCUGGAAGAUUUGUUUUCUGGAGAUCACAUCAAACUAGCACGUCGGCAUCGGAUCCACCUGGCCCUUCAGUUGGCAUGGGGCGUUACUCAACUUCUUCAGACUCCUUGGAUCGACGCGAAUUGGACGUGGAGCGACUUUUCAGCAAUCACAAAUCGACAGCAAGGUCUGAUUGAUGACAGUCUGUUCAUUACGAAACAGUUCCAGUCCCUCGGAGGUUCCGAUAUAUUAAGCGCGCCCGGCGGAAGAAUGGCGCCUCAGUCUCUCAGGAUACUUUUGCCUGAGCCAGUUCUCGCUCGCCUAGGCUAUGCAUUGAUAGAGCUGGCCUCUGGCAAGCGUCUUGCCGGUCUGCAGGAACCAAGUGGCCCAACAAGCCCAGACCGUGAUGUGCAAGAUUUCUUAACUGCUCGCCACCUCUUAGACACUGGUUUCGUGGUCGACCAGGAGUGUCAAGCUUAUAGCAACGUGGUCCAUGCUUGUCUGUACCAGGAAGUGAAGCGAGAGGGAGGCUAUGGCGCGAAGAAGCUGAAGUCACAGGACCCGUCGUUCGAGAGAGAUAUGACUCGGGCUAUUGUGCAGCCUCUUUACCAUCUUUGCAGCAGCUCGUGGGGAGGCCCAUUGGUAGCAGUGACGGCGUUUUAA
Molecule: messenger RNA, 1776 nt
Organism: Cladophialophora psammophila CBS 110553
Lineage: Eukaryota; Fungi; Ascomycota; Eurotiomycetes; Chaetothyriales; Herpotrichiellaceae
Exons: 2
Coding region: 1-1776 (591 amino acids)
Source: RefSeq, a predicted model, not a curated record